AUGGACCAGCAGCCACGAAAAUCUCACGACUCAUCGGCGUCGUCGCGGAUUCCGACCGCCGAGCCGCAGCACCAGGGCGACAUCAACGACGCCAGCCCCCGUGAGCCGCCGCAGCAAUCAGAGCAACAAGAGCCAUCGCGGCCAGUUAAUUCUCCUUCAUCAAUACCCAACGGCCGGCCUCGGUCGCCAGUUUUUUCUGCCAAGCCAGAAAGGAAGCCGCCACCAGCGUCUCUCCCCUUAAUUCCUAAGCGCGACUCUGCUGGAGCCCCAAAGUCAGCACCGAGAAAACCUCCCAAGAUGCCCCAAUACACAUCGCGCGAUGUCGGCGACCCGUCGCAGAUCAAGAAGACCAAGCAGAGCAUGGCGGAUCUCAAGCUUCGUCGAUUGACAGAAUUGAACAAUCGGCUACGUGAAGAUCUCGAAAGAGAGCGCAUCCCCGUAAGCCAAGCAUCGAAGAGUAUCAUCGCCUAUUGCAACAGCACCAGAGACUACAUGGUGCCCAGCGUCUGGGGUCCUGUGCCAAAGGGCGAGGAUCCCUACGCACCACAACAGAGCAACGGCUGCUGUGUAGUGAUGUAGGAUGAGCUACAGAACAUGUCGAGUCGGAAGCGCAGACCCUUUGCUCGUGUCCCUGGCACAGCUCGGAAUCGGCUGUGUAUUUUCUGAGUGUCUUUGAUGUGGUGCACCCCCUCUUUCGCCGGUGUCUUGUUCGAUUAUUCCGCCUCGACCCCGACGAAAAGGCUUUGUGAGAACAGAAACGUCUUUUGGUAUUUUAGGAGCAUUCGGAUUGGGUGGAAUUUGGGCCGACAAAAAUGGGACAUGCGCGUUGGAUGGAACUGGGAGGACAGCGACCGAUGAUUUUUCUUUUUCCUACAACCAAACCGCCAUCGCUCUCACUCACGAUCCAGCACGGACGGACAGACCUCAACUUUCACCUUGACCCAUGGCAAACCAAGCAAAGAGAGAGGAGAGGAGAGGGAGGGAGGGGGGGCAUCCACAGCAAGAAAAAAAAGGUGGGGGAGGAUCGAGAACGACGACAGCAACGGCUUUUCCUACAACGAUUACGCCCUCAAAACACCAAAACUCAUACCCCAUUUUUUUUCUCGGAACCUUUUUAUUUUAUUUUCUUCUACUAUGACCCUACCUUUGACGGCGAAUCGCAAAUUCUUUUUCGGCAGGGAAGGUCUCGGACGGACAGACUGUGCAGCUUUUCGGCCUGUAAUACCUAAAACUUCCUUCCUGUUUUUUUUCUUCCUUCUUAGUUUUGUUUUUUUGCUGUUUUGACUAUUCCCCCAAAGUUGUAGCUGUAGCUCGGCUCUCUUGUCGUUGCCCGUCUCUGCAAAGCUCCCCCUGUUUUUGUUCUUCUCUUCACCCUCUCUCUCCCUCUCCUCCCCGACCACACAACACCCCCUUAUUAUUUCUUAUUAUUAUAUCUGGUCUGUUUUUUUUCCCUCUCGGGCUCUCUGUAUAUAAAGUACGCUAUGGUUAUUGUGUUUUUUUUUUUAGCCCAUGGUGUGGGUUCCUGCUAAAUGGGUUCACGAAUGAGGACUGAAGAAAGGCGAAUGAAGAUAUACCACUAUUAAACUUUAAACGU
This is a messenger RNA of Podospora pseudopauciseta, 1594 nucleotides long. RefSeq names its product Guanine nucleotide-binding protein subunit gamma (gene STE18). The transcript is spliced from 2 exons. Bases 1 to 579 code for a protein of 192 amino acids. Gene Ontology annotation, biological process: G protein-coupled receptor signaling pathway. NCBI's taxonomy places the organism in Eukaryota, Fungi, Ascomycota, Sordariomycetes, Sordariales, Podosporaceae. Gene Ontology annotation, cellular component: heterotrimeric G-protein complex. Gene Ontology annotation, molecular function: G-protein beta-subunit binding. The record is from RefSeq and is a predicted model, not a curated record.